CCUUGCCAACCCUAGUACCAAAAAAUCCUUUUCAAAUUUUCUGUAUGAAAGAUAAAAAGUUUUGAAUUUGAAGAGAGGGAGAGGGAGGCGAGAGAGCACUGCAGUGCGGAAAUGGAAGGCAACUUUAGCUCCGAACCGGAACCGGAAGUGGACUACAGUGUAAUCAACAUAGCAUCAGACGCGUUGGAUGGUUCAACGAUCUUUCACACCGUCAACGACGUCGUUUCCUUCCUCCUUUACAUGCAUCUCCAAAUCCCCUCCACGGUGCAGGAUAUGAGCGCGGAAUUUGAUACAUUGCAUUCCGAGUAUAAAGAGCUGGAGUUGGCUAUAGGAACCACAGCGAAAACAUCAUUUCGAAGACAGCAAGUGAGCAAAAUGAGGGACAUUAAGAUGGGAAUCAGGAGAAUGGAUAAGUUCAUGAACACACUCUUGAAAGUGCAAACUGCCAUCAAAGUGAUGAUCAGCCAAGUCCCCACCAUGGAGAAGCUUGUAUUGGCUCUUGGAGCUAGCCCUCUUCGGCCCCUGCACAUCUAUGUCUUGAACUUCUCUCAUGGAGCUGCACAUACAUCAGAUUCAGAUGAUUUCGGGAGAAGUAAACUGGCAGAAGGGCUGUCGAGAAAGGCAAUUCGGGCAUUGAUAUCAAAGGGUGCUGGGUCUGUCAACUAUCCCGGUCCUCUCAAAUUGUUUCUGCUGUUUAAGGCCCCUUCUUCAUUCAAUCAGCCUCUGCAUUUUCUGCCAAAACGUGAUUUUAGGUAUCACAAGCAGGUUGUGCCUUUGAAGCUAUUGGUUAAGUGCCGCAACCAGGUAGAGGAAGUAGCUGUUCCUUCAGAAGAUAUGAUCUGGUUUCAAUGCCGACAUGUGAUUAAAGGCCUUGCAAUGAACACAAUGCCGGAUGAAUGACAUCCUCUGGUACGAGACAUGAAUAUUUGUAAAUAUGGCCUAUUGAUUCUAAUGUUUCCUUUUUAAUUUUAAAUUUGGAUGUAACUUUGCAAUGUUUGCAUAUUGAAUGCCGUUAUUAUUAGUAGACCAAAAGCUGUGUAGUAUACUGCAAAAUUGCAAAUGUUGGAGGUAAGAACUGUUCUGCCUUGGAGGAAAUGCAGUAUUAGAAACUUCUCCCUCAAAUAGAAAGUUUGUUGUGAGAGAGUAAUUUUUCAACUUGUCCCAUGUUAAAAAAUGUAGCAAACUAGUUGCGAUUCCAUUUGUGAAAUUCUUAACAGUUUAUUCAUUAUAAAAAAAAUUCUAUAG
Molecule: messenger RNA, 1245 nt
Organism: Arachis stenosperma
Lineage: Eukaryota; Viridiplantae; Streptophyta; Magnoliopsida; Fabales; Fabaceae
Exons: 7
Coding region: 112-900 (262 amino acids)
Biological process (GO): regulation of exit from mitosis
Cellular component (GO): nucleus
Source: RefSeq, a predicted model, not a curated record